This is a messenger RNA of Penicillium cosmopolitanum, 1173 nucleotides long. RefSeq names its product WD40 repeat domain-containing protein. Gene Ontology annotation, cellular component: TORC2 complex; TORC1 complex. Gene Ontology annotation, biological process: TOR signaling; regulation of actin cytoskeleton organization. Lineage: Eukaryota; Fungi; Ascomycota; Eurotiomycetes; Eurotiales; Aspergillaceae. Gene Ontology annotation, molecular function: protein binding. Bases 1 to 1173 code for a protein of 390 amino acids. The record is from RefSeq and is a predicted model, not a curated record. The transcript is spliced from 4 exons.
AUGAGCGUUAUUCUCUGCACAGCGGGGUAUGACCAUACCAUCCGCUUCUGGGAAGCGCUGUCCGGCAUUUGCUCGCGAACCAUUCAACACCCCGACUCCCAGGUCAACCGUCUCUGCAUUACUCCCGACAAACGCUUUCUCGCGGCUGCUGGCCACAAUAAUGUCAAGCUUUACGAUAUCAAGUCUACAAACCCCAACCCUGUGAUGACCUUCGAGGGCCACACCAACAACAUCACCGGUGUCGCGUUCCAUUGCGAAGGCAAGUGGAUGGUCACCAGCUCGGAAGAUGGCACUGUCAAGGUCUGGGAUACACGCACAGGUAGUUUGCAACGAAAUUACGUGCACCGGGCUCCCGUCAACGAUGUGGUCAUUCACCCGAACCAGGGCGAGCUCAUCAGUGGAGAUCAGGCUGGUAUGGUGCGCGUGUGGGAUCUUGGUGAGAGUGUCUGCACCCACCAGCUUAUUCCCGCCGAGGAUACAUCCGUUCUCAGCGUUAGCGUCGCUAGCGAUGGAUCUUUGCUUUGCGCGGGAAACAAAGUCGGAAACGUCUACAUCUGGCGAAUGGUUAUCACUGACGAGACCACGCGCAUAAUUCCUAUUUGCAGCUUUCAGGCCCACAGGGACUACCUAACUCGCGUUCUUCUGUCCCCCGACGUCAAACACCUAGCCACCUGCGCCGCAGACCACACCGCAAAGGUGUGGAAUCUGGACGCGGAUUACGUGCCAGCAAAGGUCGCCAUCAAAGAAUGGAGCGAGCGGCAGGCCCAGAAAGACCCCGACGAGAAUAGUGAAAGCAAUGGCGAUUCCGCCAAGAAUCAGAACAACGAACUGAUGCGCAUAUUCGGGGACUCGACCACAGACCGAGACCUUCUACGGAUCACCGAUAGCACUCCACGCGAAGAUACCUCGCAACAGACCUUUACUACCACCCCAGAUGGACCGCCCAUGGAUCCUACCAGCAACACUCUUUUCCUCGAAACCACCCUCGUCAACCACCAGCGCUGGGUGUGGGACUGCGCGUUCUCAGCCGACUCGGCCUAUUUGGUCACAGUGUCGAGCGAUCACUACGCGCGUCUGUGGGAACUAAGCACUGGUAACAUCAUCCGGCAAUACAGCGGACACCACCGCGGCGCUGUCUGCGUUGCUCUGAACGAUUACUCCGAACCCCGCUAG